AUGGAAGUAGAGAGAAUCAAAAAUAGAGAAUCUAAUAAUCGAUUAUUUAGUUUAAUUUUCCAUAACACAAUAUUGAAGAAUCAUAUAUUUUCAUAUGUACGUUAUGAUCCAAAUAGAUAUCAAAAGAGUGGUAGAUUUAUUGUUCCAUUACAAUGGCCGGAGCUCAUUGAAUCACCAUCUGCAUUAAUGUACUAUGGCUAUGUAGAUUUACUUGAUCAAUUCAUCCAAUCAUUAGAGAAGAAACAACUCGACUUUGAUAUUUUCAAAGUUUACAUUGAACCAUAUCUCAAGUAUUCAACAAGACACCUCAAUAUGUUUUUAUAUAUUCGUCAAAGGUUUUUCAAAACUCCCACCAAUAACAACAAAAACAAUAAUAAUAAUAAUAAUAAUAAAGAAACAAUAAGAGAAUGGCCUGACAAUCUAAUUAUUUAUGCAUCGAAAUAUGAAAACCUCCAAGUUGUUAAAUUAUUAGUGGAUGAUCAAAGUGAUGAUUAUGUCGGAUUUGGUGUUGAUUACCAAAAGUUGGAAACAGCAUUCGAAGUCUCUGUUAGAAAUGGUAAUAUGAUGAUUGUCAAUAAGCUAUUUAAAUCAUACCCUGUUCAUAGGAUGGUAGAUGCAUUGAAAAUAGCUGCUACGUACGGUCAAUUGGAAAUAUUGAACUUCCUUUUCAAAAUAAGGAAGGACCUGUUCGAUAUCAAUUCAGUAAGCAUUCUAUUGGAUAGUGCGUCUUCAAAUAAUCAUAUGGACAUAAUCGAGUUCCUUUUGGAUAUAGUAGUCAAGAUUGAUCUUCAAGUCAAUUUUAACAAACAAACAUACAAAUCAGUCUGUAAAGUCGGUCGAAUCGAUUUGUUCAAGAAAAUGAUAGAAUAUCAUACCAACGGCAAUCGAAUGGUCAGUGUUGGCUCUGUUAUUGAUUACGCAGCUACUCAUGGUCAUUUGGAUUUGAUCGAGUAUAUCCAUAGUAAUAAGCUCAUUACUCAAUGUUGCACCACUCAGGCCAUUGAUCAAGCAGCAGAAAGAGGUCAUUUGAACGUCAUAAAAUACCUCCAUCGUAACCGUAGUGAAGGUGCAACUUUUAAUGCCAUGAAUAACGCCGCAAUGAAUGGACACGUAGAUGUUUUACAUUUCCUCCACCAGAAUCGAAGUGAAGGUUGUUCAAUGGAAGGAAUUAUACGUGCUGCUAAGUAUGGCCAUUUAGAAGCUUUAAAGUAUCUCUACUUUAAUUGUCAACAUAAGAACAAGUUACAAAAAGCAAUUGAAGGAGCUGCUCGUUAUGGACAUUUGGAUAUUGUACAAUUCUUGCAUGUCCAAUCCAAACAAAACUACCGAGUAUUUGAACCUGUAAUAGCAGCAGCAAACAAUGGUCAUCUAAACGUGGUCCGCUAUUUCUUUGAAAGAGAAGACAUUGGUUUCCCACCAAAGGCACUAUUCUCUUUGGCCUUUAUAACUCCAAAUAUCGAUAUCAUCCAAUAUCUUUCAGUGGAAAAAUCAAUUCCAUUUCAUAUCAGCGAAAUUAUUGUCAAGAUGAUUGAAUAUGGCUAUACUGAUUCUCUUAUCUAUGCAUUGAAUUUAUUGGAAAAUUCAGCCAAUUUUGCAUCGAUUAUCUAUCUUGCUGCACAAAGAGGUAAUAUCAAAUUAAUAGAAUAUCUCUUGGAUAGAGUUAAACUGGCUGAUUUCAACAAGAUUUUCAACUCUGUCUUUCGUAAAGCAUAUAUCAACCAACACUUUGACCUUAUUGAACGCACCAUCGAGUUGUAUAAUCGGAAACAACAAACCCAAAGAGUGGUUAUCAUCAUCGAUCCUAUGCUUCAAUGGACUUGUGGAUCUCUUUACAAAGCUGAUCACACCAGAAUACAAUACUUGGAUAGAUUUAUCAGGAAAUUCUAUUCAAAAGACACCAGUCAUUUCAAGUUAAAAUUGGAACAUCCAAACACCAUUUACUUGGACGACAAACAUCCAUAUAUUCAUCUAUUCAUCAGACAUCAAGAGAUCAUCGAGUUUGAGGGAUUUAUCUUGGAUGAUGCAAUUUCCAAAAGCAAUUUCAACCUAAUCAAGUUUGUUACAAGUCACAAAUUAAAUAUGUUUAGCUUAAACACUCUUAAUAUGUCACUAACAAGACUAUCGGUGUAUAAACUGAUAUUGGAAGCAUACUGUGACAAUGAACAGUUUAAUAAGAGACAAUCUAAAAAGUUUAGUGAACUCAAUCACAAUCAAAUUGUAAAGAGAGCAAUUGGCGAAGGAGAAUUGGAUUUAAUUAAACUCUACCAUCAGAUGUUGCAUGACUCAAAGAAAAGUGAAAUACUGAAUCGUGUUACCAAUGUAUUUGGCAAGACUACCAUGGACACUGCCGCCGAGCAUGGAAAGUUGGAAAUUUUAAUAUUCCUCCAUGUGGUUAGAAAUGAAGGCUGUACAACCGCUGCUAUAGAUCGUGCUUGUGCUGGACAAAGUGAAAAUGAGAGUUUACAGAUCGUAAAGUUCCUUCAUGAAAAUAGAACUGAAGGAUGUACAAAGCAAGCGAUGCAUAAUGCUAUUAUGAAAAAUCAUUUCAAAAUCCUAUUGUUUUUGCAUGAAAAUAGAAGUGAAGGAUGUACACCUUCAUCGAUGGAUUUGGCAACAAAUAAUCCUAGGAUGGUAAAGUGGCUGCAUGCAAAUAGAAGCGAAGGUUGCACUGUUGAAUGUAUGGAUAAUGCCGCGCAAUCAAAUAAUUUGGAUCUAUUAACUUGGUUACACUACAAUCGAACAGAAGGCUGUACAUACAAGUCUUUAAACAAUGCUGCUCAUUGUGGUAAUUUGGGAAUGGCAAAGUUUUUAGUGGAGAAUCGAACAGAGAUCUCCAUUGAAACAUCUCUUUACUCGGCAAUCAGGAGUAGCAAGAUUGAAAUGAUUGACUAUUUAUAUAACAGACUAGAUAAAUCAAUCAACCGUGAUCUAGAAUUUAUAUUAACCGCCGUUGAAAAUGGUCAAUCUAAAUCAAUUGAUUGGUUACUCAGUAAUUGUGUUCAUCUUAAUUCUCAAAGCAUCGACUCUGUCAUCCAAUCAUCGAAAAACACUUACUACCAUUCAAUAUUGGAGAAUCUAAAGAAAAAAAGAGAAUAUCUUUGUACAAUAGAAUCACUUCAAUCACAAACUAAAUAA
This is a messenger RNA of Heterostelium album PN500, 3135 nucleotides long. RefSeq lists its product as uncharacterized. The record is from RefSeq and is a predicted model, not a curated record. NCBI's taxonomy places the organism in Eukaryota, Evosea, Eumycetozoa, Acytosteliales, Acytosteliaceae. Gene Ontology annotation, molecular function: protein binding. The transcript has a single exon. Bases 1 to 3135 code for a protein of 1044 amino acids.